UUUUUUUCUCUAUUUUACUUUGAAAACUGACGAAUGGUUAAUGGAGUGUAGUGUAUAGUUUGCUUCAGGCACUUUCGUGCUUUAUCGUUAUCGGUUAUUUAUUAUCGUCUUUCAUAUCCUGUUGUGUUGUUACCGUUUACCAUACACUGCCGUACUCUCCUUAAAAGCAUGUGAAAUGUCUGUUUCACGAUCGUGUGUAAUGUUAAUAUUAAUAAAUAAAAAAUAAUAUUUGUUUAGGUAAUUGAAACAGACUUGGUUUACGAAGUAUUCCGCUCUCAACUGCUAGAAAUUCCGAUUAAUUAUGUGAGGUGAAUCAGCCUGUGGUGUGAAUAAUAAUUGAUGGAAUUGCCUAUUUUUGUGGUGGUUUCACCAAUAUGAAUUCAAAUCACAUAUGUUGGUAGCUAUCUACGAGUGAAGCGAAUACUCUUUACGAAUACCCGAGACAACUCUACGUAAAAAAAAAAUCGCACAUCAAGUGAUAAAAGAGGAGAUAUCUUAUCAGUGGAGGAAUACAAAUGGUUUGAGUUAGCAUUCGUUUGUGGCUGUUAGUGUUUGUUGCUACAGCAAGCGGUCGUUCGCGAUUGUUAUAGCCACCGUCAGUUGAUUGUUAGCAGUGCUAAAUUUGGAACUUGCAAGUAAAGUGAAGAACACACCUCAAUCGUGUCAAUAAUGCAACUGACGUUAAAAUGACGAUGGGAAACAUGCGACCACUGAAGAUCACAACUGUCGGAGACGGAAUGGUCGGGAAAACAUGCAUGCUUAUUACAUACACACAAAACGAAUUUCCGAGUGAAUAUGUACCGACGGUGUUCGAUAAUCAUGCUUGCAACAUUUUAUUAGAUGAAAAAGAAUAUGCUUUAACCCUUUGGGAUACAGCAGGACAGGAGGAUUAUGAAAGAUUACGUCCUCUUAGCUACCCUAAUACUGACUGUUUUCUUAUAUGUUAUUCCAUAUCUAGCAAAACAUCAUUCGAUAACGUGCUUUCUAAGUGGUACCCUGAGAUAAGACAUUUUGCACCAAAUAUCCCCAUUGUGCUUGUUGGUACUAAAAGUGAUCUUCGGGUGCAUGGAUCAGAAAAGUUUGUGACUACAGCUGAAGGUAAAAAACUGAAACACAAGAUAAAGGCUUACUCACUAGUUGAAUGCUCUGCAAAAAAGAAGCUUAAUCUCGGUGAUGUGUUUGAUGAAGCCAUUCGUGCUGUUGAAAAAAAGCCCCACGCUAGACCACGUGUUUGUGCAAUACUUUGAGAAUGUAACUAGGGUUUUACCAACAAAAUUCACUACAUACCGUUAGCUUAGGGCCAGUGAUGAUAGGUUUUCUACUUAAAGUUAAUUAAAAAAGGGAUCCACAUUUAUCUUAGCUUUUUUCAAUAGUGUAUAUAUUGCGCCUUAUUCUGCAAAAGCAAAGUCGAUACAAACGCUAUUGUAUAUCAAUUUGAACUCGUGAAGAUUUCUUACCGAUGUAGUAUUGUAUUUAAUGAGAUUUUCAUAUUGGAUUUAACGUAUUGCUAGAUAGUUAUAGACGAUCCACGGAAGAAAAUCACAUUUUCAAUGUGAUGUCAAUAACUUUACAACGAUGAUAGAAUUGUAUCCUGUAACUAGUCACAUUGAUUAUAUAUGUAAUACAUUGAAUAUGUAACUCAAAUAAUAAA
Molecule: messenger RNA, 1651 nt
Organism: Wyeomyia smithii (pitcher-plant mosquito)
Lineage: Eukaryota; Metazoa; Arthropoda; Insecta; Diptera; Culicidae
Gene: RhoL
Product: ras-like GTP-binding protein RhoL
Exons: 5
Coding region: 687-1247 (186 amino acids)
Biological process (GO): small GTPase-mediated signal transduction
Molecular function (GO): GTPase activity; GTP binding
Source: RefSeq, a predicted model, not a curated record